UCGUCGUCACGAGGUCUCUGUAAAGAAGACAGAAAGAAAACAUGGCUGCCACUCUGCAAGCUACAUCUGCACCCCUUCUUGCUUCUAUUUUGGGACGUUGAACCCAAGCUGUCAUGGACAAGCAGAGGAGGCAACUGACUCCAGAGCAAGAUGCCUUGGAGCACAUACUUGCUUGUAGAGACAAACGUUUCCUGGAGGAAAGGUUUAUAGACUCCUUUAAAGGGAGAGGAUUGUUCACCCACAAGGCCAUUGAACCAUCCACAUUUGUUGUUGAAUAUCGGGGGAACAUCUUUUCUCAUAAAGACACAAAACCUACAAAGAAAUGUGGUUAUACUCUAAACAAUUAUUUGUUUGAGUUUGCAUGGGAAGGAGCAUGGUGGUGCGUUGAUGCCUCAAAAGAAGACAGGGCCCUUGGACGAUGCGUGAAUGACGAUCACAUAAGUCCCAACUGUGAAAUGAAGACAAUGGUCUAUGAGGGAGAACCACACUUGUGCCUGUUUGCAGCGACAGAAAUAUCUCCAGGCGAGGAGAUAACUUACAACUACGGGGACUCCUCUUACCCGUGGCGAUCAGAGGUGUCCUUUGAUGGAUCCAGUACUUCAUACUCAGACUUUUAUGCUACUUCAUCAACACCAAGGACUGUAAGGCAUGAGUACUACUGCUCUGAUGAUGAUGACCACGACAAAGAACUACCUGACAGCGGACAAAGACAUGGCAAUGGCGGUUUUGCCGACAUCAACAGUCAAAUGGAUUUCAGGGACAACUCAACUUUUGCAGAUUUAGACUCUUCUAAAGAGAUGUCGGGGACCUUUAUGCUGCAACCAGACGAUGCCUCAUACGCCCAGCAGGGAGGCAAGGCUGCUUCAGGCUCCAGACCCAGCAAGGCUACACCAAACCCCAAAGGCACUUCUCGCACCACUAGAUGUUAUUGUUACAUUUGCGGGAAAGGUGUCAUUAAAUUAUCUCGUCAUCUUUUAAGGCAUGCUGAUGAAGAGCCUGGUAUCGCUGAAGCCUUGGCAUUACCCAGAACCAAGGAACGAAAAAGGUUACUUCUCAAAUUGCGUAACAGGGGAAAUUACCAACAUAAUCAAGACGUGUUGAAGAACAACAGCGGAGAGUUAAAACCGAAGAGGCGACCAAAAACCACGGAGAUCAGUACUAAAACACAUGUGCACUGUCUACAUUGUAAAGGCAUGUUUGGACGUAAGGAGAUGUGGAGGCAUGUGGCCAGAUGUCCUUGUAAGACAACGUCAAACCCUGCAACAGGCGGAAAGAUAAAAGUCUUAAGCGAGAUCGCUCUUGCAGAUUCCCCAUUCUCCGGAAAACUUUCAGCUGGCGUGUGGAAGAUGCUCUUAAAAAUGAAACAAGAUGAUAUUGCAACCACCGUCCAAAAGGACUUCCUUCUAAUGCAGCUGGCGGUGUACCUAUGCGACAAGCAUGAAAAUCAUCCAAGCAAACAUGAAUACAUCAGACAGAGGCUGCGGGAAAUGGGAAGGCUUUUGUUAGCACUGCACAAAAAGUCGAUAUUUAGCGUCAAAGAUGCUAUCAGACCCAAAAACUUCUACAAAGUGGUUGAGGCAGUCAAAGUCGUCACUGGUUUCGAUGAAAAGAUGCAGAGCUACAACAAGCCAAGUCUGGCUUUGAGAUUGGGACAUUCACUGAAGAAAAUGUGCAAAAUCAUCCUCGCCGGAGUUGACGUCAGUGACAAGAUGAUGAGGGACUCAAAGACGUUUGUGAAACUGUGUCAGAGAGAAUGGUCUCAGCUCGUCUCCCACACAGCCCUCGCUUCGCUUCGCGGACGAAAAGUAAGCAAACCGUCCACCAUACCUUUCACACGUGAUGUGCAAGCGUUCUACAGGUACCUAGAAACAACAUCAGCUUCUGCCAUCGAAGGCCUGGAGAAGCAUGAAAACCCACAGGUCUACGAUGACCUUUGCAGAGUGACACUUGCACAAGCGUUUGUCUUAAGCAAAUGCGCAUCCGAGGUCUCAAAAAUGACACUCGAGACAUUCCAGCAGAGAGACGACUCCAUCCAAGUAUUGUCCAAGCACUUCAUCAGGAUAAAUAUUCAGAGCAGGUCUGGCCAAAACGUCGCUGUCUUGCUGACCUCCGAACUUGUCGCCGCAAUAACUCUUCUCGUGAGCAAGAGGAAAGCGUGCGGCGUACACAAAGACAAUCCUUUCUUGUUUGCAAUGCCAAAUUCUUCUCCCACGAGCCUCUUUCACGGAGCAAAUUGCAUCAUGGUCUUUUCUAGUCUCUGUCGCGCAAAGAACCCAGAGCAUUUCAGGUCGGUGCAUCUCCGCAAGCACAUCGCAAGAGUCUUCCAGAUUCUCAACCUGGAGAACGAUGAGCUAGAUCACCUGGCUAAACUGUUGGGCCAUGACAUCCGCGCUGACAGGGACUAUUAUCGGCUACCGGAGGCAGCUGUGGAACUUGCAAAAAUAUCGAAACUUCUCCUGGCAAUGGAAAAGGGCUCCCUUGAAAAAUUCAAAGGAAACUCUCUAGAGGAAAUUGAGAUUGAGGAUGAAUUGGAGCCAGAUGUGGAGCAGGGCAACCCUGAAAACCGCGAUGCUGAGGUGGACAAUGAAGAAUCGGAUCUUUUACUUCCGCAGAGCGAGGCUGCAGAACAACAAGGCGUGCAACUGACUCCUGAGCAAGAUGCCGUGGAGCACAUAACAACUUACAGAGACAAACCCUUCCUGGAGGAAAGGUUUAUAGACCCCUUUAAAGGGAGAGGUGUGUUUACCCAUGAAUCCAUUGAAGCGUCCACCUUUGUUGUUGAGUAUCGGGGGAACAUCUACUCUCUCAAAGAAACCAGGAAAAAGAAGUCCGGCGAUACUCUGAACAAUUAUUUGUUUGACUUCUCCUGGAAUGGAACAAGCUGGCGCAUUGAUGCUGCAAACGAUGACAGGACCCUUGGACGACUCGUGAAUGAUAAUCACAUAAAUCCCAACUGUGAGAUGACGAAAGUCGUCUUUGAGGGAAAACCACACUUGUGCCUGUUUGCAGUGACAGAAAUAUCUCCAGGCGAGGAGAUAACUUACAAUUACGGGGACUCCUCUUACUCGUGGCGCUCAUGGGAAUGCAGUGAGGACCUGAAUGCAUCACAAGGAGACCUGAAUGCCGCUGCAUCUUCACCAGAGCAUGAAACGGUUGAUGAUGAAGACUACGUACCUUCCACGAGUGACAACGACGGGCUGAGCUUUGAGCAACAACCCAUCGACGCCUCGUUCGUCCAGCAGGAGGACGAGUCUGACUACAGCUCUGAUGAUUCUACAUCUGAUGAAGAGUUCAAAGACCCCUCCAUCACCAACAAAAACUACUGUUACGUUUGUGGGGUCGCUCAGUCUAAAAUUUCCCGUCACCUUUAUACCCAUAGAAAGCAAGAGCCUGAUAUAGCUGCGGUGUUGAAGCUACGCAAGAACUCUAAAGAGCGAAAAGAGCUGCAUGAGAUAUUGCGGAACAGAGGAAAUAACAUGCACAAUCAAGAGGUUUUGAAGACUCGCUGCGGAGAACUUAAAGUGAGAAGAAAAAGCUCAAACAUGCUCACCACUGCGAAAACAUUUGCAUCCUGUCUAUAUUGUAAAAACAUGUACAUUCGUAAGGACAUGUGGCGACACAUGCAGAGGUGUCCUGCAAAGAAGCGCCACAAACUUCAAUCGGUGAAGAUUAAAGCCUUAAAUCUGGUUGAUGCUGCGGAGUCAACAGACCCCCAAAACCUCUCGCCACAUGUGAGGAAAAUGUUAAGCACACUGAGGAAAGAUGAGAUUUCAUCCGAGGUCUUGAAUGAUUCCUUUUUACUGCAGCUGGCACAGUGUUUGUACUCCAGGAAGGAAAGAAAUGCACGCAGAAUUCAACUCAUCAAACACAAGCUGAGGCAAAUGGGACGGCUCCUGUUGAGCUUAAAGCAAAUGUCGAUAUGUAGCUUUGAAGACGCUGUGAAACCCGAGAACUUCAGCAAACUUGUCGAAGCCGUGAGAGAGCUCGCUGGCUUCAACGAGGAGACGAAGUCCUAUGAGAAACCAAGCUUCAUUAAGUUUUUGGGGAAUUCGCUCAAGAAAAUUGGCGACAUCAACUUCGCCAGAGCUUGGAAAGGGGACGCCGGCAGCAGGACGAUAGACGAAGCGGAUGCAUUCAUGAAGUUGUGCGCGAAAGAAUGGUGCUAUGUCUAUCCGGUAGUAUCGAAAGACAGCACGCCAACUGUACCGUUCAUCCACGAUGUGCAGCUUUUCUAUCGGUGCAUGGAGAAGACCGCAGCUUCUGCAGUAGAAAGCCUGACGUUGUACGAAAGCCCUCCGGUCUACGCUGCGCUUCUCAGGGUCACUGUUGCGCAAGUGUCCAUCUUGAACAGAAACAUGGCCCAAGUCUCAGAAACAACGCUCAAGUCAUUCAAGGAGCAGGAAGAGGCCGAGCUUCACGAGGACGUGGCCGUAGACCAGCCUCAGUUCGAGCAAAUCCUGUCCAAGACCACAGUGAAGAUCAAAGUCAUGAGCAGCAGAGGCCAAAAAGUUUCCGUUUCGCUGACCCCUAAACUGCUCGCUGCCAUCACUCUGCUCGUGAACAAGAGAGAAGCAUGCGGCGUGCAUGAAAACAACCCCUUCUUAUUCGGGAUCCCGGAUGCCCCGUGCACGAGCUUCUUCUACGGACAGCGGUGCACCGUCACGUUUACAGCUCGUUGCGGCGCGAAGAACAAGGCGAUCCUGCGCUCGCCGUUUUUCCACAAGCACAUUGCAAGAGUUUUCCAGAUUCUCGGGCUCACGAGCAACGAGCUCGAUCAGCUAGCCAAGCUGUUGGGGCGGGACAUUCCGACCGACAGGGAAUAUUAUCAGACACUGGAGGCGGCUGGUGACAUUGCAAGAAUCUCAGAGCUGCUGUCAGCGCUGGAGAAUGGAUCUCUCGAAAGAUUCAAAGGGAAAUCUCUCGAGGAAAUUCAGAUUCCAGAUGAAUUGGAGCCAGCUGUUAAGCAGCACAACCCUGGAAACGGUGAUGCUGAGGAAUCAGAAAGUUCUCAUCUGAUGAGCAGUUCUCCCUCAGCAAAACGUCGCCGAGGCUGGAAAAAGAGGCAGGAGAGUGAAAUCAAGGCAUCUGAGCUGAAUGAUGAUGAGAAAAAUGAAGAAGUGAACACCGAGAGGGACGACGGGUCAGAGCAAAUGCCUCCGAGCUGUGCUGUCAACACACCUGUGGGAACGGUGACUCGUGGCAACGAGGACGCUACAAACAUUUCCUUCAGUGAUGGCGAUGACGACAUGAAUGUGGACUUUGACAUGGACAUGGACACGGAUGAGGACAUUGUCAGAAACCAGGAGAAUGGUGAAGAUGGUGACAGAAGUAGCUCGCCAGCAACGCCUUUGACACCAGAUGUGACAAAGCAGGACAACGACAGCAGUGAUGCUCAGAAGAAGGAGAAGCGCCCCAGUGUUUCAGACCUAGAGACCAUGGACAUCGACACAGCGAACAAUGUGGAGAAAGAAGACCAAAAGAAAGGAGAAAAAAAGAACAAAUUAACAGCUGCAGUGACCGGAAUGAAAGAAGUGAAGAUAUCAAUCCCCAAACUGGACAUUGAAAAGUUUAAGGCUCCAGCCUACAUUUCCCAGUUAUCGUCAGAGUGCAACUCUGUCAGGUCGCCGGUGAAAGAUCGGUCCAUCCAAGACGACAAGAACCAGUGUCAAACAUCCUCAACAUCCACAGACGCCAAAGACAAGCCUAGCUAUGCAAAGGCGACGCAGAUGAACUGCUCCCACUGCAAGAAGAGCAUGAUGAAGGGCCAAACGGCUUACCAGAAGAAGGGAUUCACAGACGUCUUCUGCUCCAAAAACUGCCUUUUCGAAAUGUUUCCCAUCAACAAACCAGUCACCAAGACGUGCUAUCUCUGUUUCAAGGCGAUAUCGCAGCCUCUGGACCUCAUCAUGGCUGCAGUGGACAUUAAGGGGACCAUGAAGGACUUCUGCAGUCCGACCUGCCUGCUAUCCUUUAAGUCCACUGUGUCCACCCAAACACCACAACGGCUCUGCAGCAUGUGCAACAAAGCCUGCACUACCACGUGCCAGUUGACUCUGAACGAGGCCUUCCACACAUUCUGCAGCGACUCCUGCUUGGGUGAUUUCCGUAGGGACAACAUCGCCGUCUGCGAGCACUGCGGCACCACCUUUUGCCACAAACCGCUGAAGCUGAAGCUUGAGGAGGAGGCCAAAACCGUCUGCAGUCAGGAAUGUCUGGAUGAGUUCAAAGAGAGAAUCAAGAUGUCCCACCAGUGCACCAUGUGCCAAACUUCUCUGCCGGUUUCAGACAUGUUUGAUUUCAAAAGCGGCGAGAACAUAGUGGAGCUGUUCUGCACCCGCACCUGUGUGACGUCAUACACGCUGCGGCCCGCGGGUGUAGACGUUCUUCAAGCAGAGAGAGAAAACGCAGAUCGGUCGAAGAAGAAGAUAAGAGCCAUGCCAACAAUACAAAUAGUGUCUGCUGAGGCGAUGAAGAAGAGGAGCACAGCCUCCGCUGCCAACAAAAACGAUGCACCUGCCGACGCCAAGCAGAAGCUCAUCGUAGCGGAGUCGUGGGUUGUCUGUUCUGGCUGUGGGAAGAGAAUGCACAGAGGAGAGACACUUUACCAGACGAAGAGCACACCGGAGGUUUUCUGCUCAGCCGGGUGCCUCUCGGAAAAGCAUCCCAACAUCGCGUCAGUCACCAAAAACUGCUACAACUGCUUCCAGAUGAUCAUGCGGCCUCACAGCAUGAUCCUGGCUCCGGUGGAUGAUUCAGGAACUAUGAAGGAACUGUGCAGCGCCACCUGUCUCGCUUCCGUCAACUCCAAGAGGAACGCGGCCGCCCCCAAACACCCGCCUCCCGCUGCAGGACCUCGUACACACUGCCGGAUGUGCACCAAAUUGUGCAUCUGCAAAUUCAGUCAGACCCUGGACGGCCGCACGCAAAGACUUUGCAGCGACGCCUGCUUCAUCAACUACCACAGGAUCAACAACCUGCUGGUCUCCGCCUGUGACGUCUGCAGCUCCAUCGGCAGCGACGCGCGGUACAGGCUGAAGGCGGAGGACGGCAGCAAGGCCAUCUGCAGCGAAGACUGUCUGGUCAAGUUCAAGGAGAAAAUCGAGACGCCUCGGCUGUGCCCCAUGUGCCAGACGUCGCAGCGGUUGUCAGACAUGGUUGAAAAUAAAAACAGUGAGGGCGUGUUGGACUUCUUCUGUAGCAACAGAUGCAUGCUGGUACACAACGCUCUGUCCUCCACUGUGCCAGAAAGAAACAGCCCAUCACCUGACGAGAAUGACGUUAAAGAGGUGAAGCCAUCACCUGACGAGAAUGACGUUAAAGAGGUAAAGCCAUCACCUGACGAGAAUGACGUCAAAGAGGUGAAGCCAUCACCGGACGAGAAUGACGUCAAAGAGGUGAAGCCAUCACCGGACGAGAAUGACGUCAAAGAGGUGAAGCCAUCACCUGACGAGAAUGACGUCAAAGAGGUGAAGCCAUCUCUACCACAUUUGGACUAUAUAAAAGAAGAACCCAUUGACGAGGAGUACAACCAGAAUCUCCCAUCCUCCAUUUCCACAGAAGCCAUCAAAGAUGAGCCGAAGGCAGGGGAGGAUGUGGCGAAGGAGGACUUGAAGAUCGGCUCAGUCUUCUCCAUGACGGGAGACUCGUCUACGUCCACGUCUCCAGCGCCUGCUGUCGCCCACCUGGAUUUGCUUGCGUCAUGCUCCAACUGCAAACUGGUCCUGAGGGACGGAGAGACCGUUUACCAGAGGAAGGGCCACGCGGACGUCUUCUGCUCCACUCCGUGCCUUUUGAAAUUUUACCAAAUGCAACCAGUUAAGAAGACCUGCUACUUCUGCCUUCAAGUGAUCUCACAGCCUCAGGACGUCAUCCAGGCCCCGGUGGACAACGAGGGGACGAUGAAGGACUUCUGCAGCCAGACCUGCCUGUCCUCCUCCAACUACAAGAGAAUCGUGUCCACCAAAAUCCCCCUCGUGCCAGUCACGUCACAGUCACAAUGCAGCAUGUGCAGCAGAUAUUGCAUUAGCAAACAUGAGGUCAUACAGCAUGACGUCGUCACCAAGAUCUGCAGCGACCCCUGUUUUCUCCGCUUCUGCACCAUGAACAACGUGUCCGUCUGUGAGAACUGUCGCUCCUGCUGCAGCGUGCCUCUCAUGCUCAAGAUGGACGACGGCAGCAAAAAAUUCUGCAAUGCAGAGUGUCUGGCCCAAUUCAAACAGAAAAUCAAAACACUGCAGCCGUGUGCCAUGUGCCACACCUCCCAUUUAAUGUCUUAUAUGUUUGAAAACAAAAACAACGAGGACGUCGUGGAGCUCUUCUGCACCAGCAGCUGUGUGAUGGCAUCCAAGAUCCAGGCCGUCAACGCAUCAGGUGCUCUGUUGGAUUGUGACCAAUGUGGUAAGACCACAUUACCAGCCUGCCACCUCGCCAUGUCCAAUGCCUCCAUCAGAAACUUUUGCACUCUAACUUGUGCCAUGUCUUUUAAGGAGAAGCAGAAAGACAUGAACACAUCCACAAACUCAACAGGAGCCGCUGACCAAAGCCAAUAUGACUUCCUUAAACCAGCGGAGAAGCUGCCAUGCGCCCAGUGUCGGUGCAUUAUUAGAGUUACGCCCAAAGUCAUCCAGAAAAAGGGCAAAAUGAAUUUUGUGUGUGGCCUGGCCUGUUCUCAAGAGUUUAACACGGCCAACAACAUCAUCGGCAAAUGUGAAUAUUGCAAGUAUGAAAGGAUCAUCAGAGACGUCAAGAAGGUCGACGGCAAAGUAUGCUACUUCUGCAGUGACGGCUGCAAGAUACUCUUUCAAGACGAGCUGGGAAAGCAGUGGGGGGAACUCUGUGGCUCGUGUGCUUACUGCUUCUCCAUCUCCAAGACGCUGGUGACGGCGAAGUAUGAAAGCACCAACAGGAAGUUCUGCUCGGAAGACUGCAGCGCAAACUACAAUAUGCUCCUCUGCUGCGUUGCUCAGUGUGACACCUGCGGUCGCAAUCGUAAACUGAGGCAGAGUCUUCCCAUGCUGGGAGAGGUCAAACACUUCUGUGACCGGAAUUGUCUCCUCCAUUUCUGCAAUAAAAAUGUCCAGAUGUUCAACACUGUCUCUUCACCUCCUAGAUCUUCAGGGACAGUUGAGUCCUCCCCCGUCAUCGCUAACGUCAUCUCGCUUGCUAACGCUUUGGCUCGGCAGCCCAGUGCCUCUGACAGCUCUACACAGCACGUCUCUGUUCCUGACCUUCACACAAAGGUCGUUGGACAUGCCAGUGUUCAGACCGUCCCCAGGGAGCUGAAGAACAAAGCCAUGCUCUGCACACCGUUGGUCCACAACAAAGGAGUCUCCUGUACGACACAGACUGUCGACUCAGAGUCACAGACGGACAACUUUGUACCUAAAGUCAUAGUCCUGCCAGUCCCGGUGCCGAUGUACGUUCCUCUGCCUAUGAACAUGUACAGCCAGUACACACUGACGCCCCUGUGCCUGCCUUUACCGCUGCCUGUGCCCGUGUUUCUUCCCAUCCCGACUGUGAGGUCAGCGAAGGAGGAGAUCCAGCCGGACCUGCUGGAGGGAGAGCUCGGUUUCAAGUCUGAGAUGAAGGAAGAUGAGAGGAAGGAGAGAGAGGACGGAGUGGUGACAGAAAAGGGACAAAGACAAGAAAUCCACACUCCAUCGGACCACAGCAGUAACUGUAGCGAUGACUUGGAUACAGAUCAUCAGGCCACUUUCAACGCUCGGGACGACUCUUCCUCUGACACCAGCUUUGGGUCACUCAGCCGACCACACAGCCACCGAAAAACACCUCCAGCUCCUCCUCCUCCUCCUCCUCCUCUGGAGAUGAGAGGGGAUCCCCAGAGCUCACCGGGCCCCGAACCGGCCCCUCCGCCAUCACAACAAACUGCGGGGAAAGUCCACAACAUGAACAAGGGUCGUAAACUGCAGCAGUCAUCCAGAGCAGCUACAGAAGAGACUUGUCAAAGAGAAGAGGUCGUGUCCAGCAAGCACCCGAAACUGAAGAGUCAAUGUGGAAUUGACUCCUGGAAGAGGUGGAUUCAGUGGAGGGAAACACAAACCAACCUCGUUUCUUCUCCAGCUCUGAUGUUAAAGGAAGAUGUUCUUCGCUGCUCUGUGAGCGAGCUAAGCGACAGCCUCUGUUGUUUCAUCACUGAAGUGAAGCAACCCGAUGGAGAGCCCUACUCCCCCGACAGCCUGUUCUACCUCUGCCUCAGCAUUCAACAGUACCUGUUUGAUAACGGCCGUCGGGAGAACAUCUUCAGUGAUCUGACCUACAACAAGUUCGCCACAAAGUUCACCAAGAUCCUGAAGAGUUUCAAUCCCUCUGCGGCAGCCGGCGGUUAUAUCCACUCCCGUGUGGAGGAGGAGUUUCUGUGGGACUGCAAACAGCUGGGGGCGUACUCUCCCCUCGUCCUCCUCAACACUCUGCUCUUCUUCUGCUGCAAGUACUUUGGCUUCACCACGGUGGAGCAGCACCGCCAGUUGUCCUUCGCCCACGUCAUGCGCUGCACCAAAACCACCCCGAACAACACCAAGACCACCUUCCUGCGCUUCUACCCGCCAAUAUCCACAAACGAAGCGGAGACAGAUGCAGACGGAGUUCCUGCUAAGAAGCGCAGGAGAGACGAGAGUAAAGAGGAUUUCCUGGAGAUGAUGGAGAACAUGGAGAACCCUCUCCGCUGUCCGGUCAGACUCUACGAGUUCUACCUCUCCAAGUGCUCGGAGUCGGUGAGGCAGCGCGCCGACUUGUUCUACCUUCACCCGGAUCGCCGCUGCGUUCCCAACAGCCCUCUGUGGUUCUCCCCGACCCCUCUGGACGACGGCACCAUGGAGGCCAUGCUCGUACGAAUUUUGGCCGUCCAAGAGCUGCAGGGGCAAGAUGGAGGAGCUGUGGACCGGCAGACGUCUGGUGACACGCUGUUCAUACCCGAGGAGGAGGAUUCGGAAUGGUGAAGGACUUUUUUUUUUUUUUUUCCUUUUUUUUUGGAGAACUGUGGUUAAUUUGACGAUUUAAAGAUGUAUACAAACUAAAGAGAAAUACAUUCCAUUAAAUAUAAAUAUAGAAAUGAUGUCUCUCAAACCUACAAAAACAGGCUUUUUUUAGUCAAGUCAUCUGCAGGUUAAGAUCAGAAGUUUGAAUGUUUUACCAACUUCUGAAAACUCACAUCCAUGUUUUGGGAUUACUUUAAUCUCUCUGUGGUUUGAACUCGGAUAAGAACAAAGCUGCAUCGUUCUUAAACGGGACAGAUUGACAAUAAGUUCUGGUUAAGUUAAAACAGAACUUGAGCAGCCCUCCUUUUUAAGUGGCUCCACCACAUUGUUUACAACCCUGACACUCUGAGCCAUGUUACAGUGUUUGUGUGGAACUGAUACUGAUGCCUUUCGUCUUUAAAAGAGAAAAGAAGGGAAGGUUUACCCUAUAACGGGACGAUUUUACUGGUUUUCAGGUUUUUGAUUCGUCUCAGUUGAAUGUUGAUGCUCGAGAUUUACUUAUUUUUAUUUUCAAUAAAUGAAAAUAUUGAAAAGUUA
Anarrhichthys ocellatus (wolf-eel) is the source of this 11531-nucleotide messenger RNA. RefSeq lists its product as uncharacterized. The transcript is spliced from 48 exons. NCBI's taxonomy places the organism in Eukaryota, Metazoa, Chordata, Actinopteri, Perciformes, Anarhichadidae. The record is from RefSeq and is a predicted model, not a curated record. The coding region runs from base 114 to 10955 and encodes 3613 amino acids. Gene Ontology annotation, molecular function: zinc ion binding; protein binding.